Molecule: messenger RNA, 5760 nt
Organism: Siniperca chuatsi (mandarin fish)
Lineage: Eukaryota; Metazoa; Chordata; Actinopteri; Centrarchiformes; Sinipercidae
Gene: arhgap22a
Product: Rho GTPase activating protein 22
Exons: 10
Coding region: 2435-4636 (733 amino acids)
Biological process (GO): signal transduction; activation of GTPase activity
Cellular component (GO): focal adhesion
Molecular function (GO): GTPase activator activity
Source: RefSeq, a predicted model, not a curated record
CCAUCCCUCCUCUGUGCUCCAUCUCUUUUCUUUCUUUCUUUGCUCUUUUGCUUCUGUCUGUCCUCCCUUCAGUCCAUCUCUUUCUUUCCCUCUCUCACUGCCUAUGCAGAGCUCCAUCUGUCCUGCUGUCUUUGUAAUAAUGUAACAUCAAUAUUGUUGUCCGUGCUUUCAUUGAUAAUGACAUCAAAAAGGUGUAACAGCGCCAUGUUAGUACCAAAUCUGCACAUGUGUCAUUCUGCAUCCCAGUGACUAUCAGCAAUGAGUUUUUUUUUUAUCUGAAGUGUUGAGGCUUUAUCUUCUGUGUCCAAUGCUUAUUGAGAGUUAACAGGCUCUACUACAGUGAUGUAAUCCCUCGUGUCUCUUGAUUAUACCGUCCUCAUUCCCAGAAGAUUUGAUCCUGAUGGAAAUACUGUGGGUUGUAGUAAAUAUGGCUGCUGGAAGGAUAAUGCUCCCUCCAACAAUGGCGUGCAUCCGGACAUGUUCACACCUGAACAUGUGACUAUGUCUCUUUUUGCUCAGGGUUUAUUGGGUUAGUUCUUGGCUGGCAUGGUUUUGAGAAGGUGACAGAUAGAUCAGAGGUGGUGAAAGGAAUAUAAGGCUCUCUACUCCUGUAAAUCACAACAGCUGACUGUCAAACAUAGUUCUUCUAACACGGGGUAAAAUCCACUUGUGACCGCUGAAAUUGGGACACCACAUAUACAUGCCACUCACAUGACUGUAAGGAAGCUGUAAAUCACAGGAACAACUCCUGGCACUGAUAUUAACAUGAUGCUGAGUAUAAAUACUUGCUGUGCUCUUCAUAUCAGGUGGUUGCUAUAGACAACCGACACAUGCUGUUUCAGGUGGCUUGGGGAGUUGUGACAGUUGCCAACUUAUCUGGAGGACAAGUAUUGGUUUUAAGAGAAGAGUAUCCACAUAAUUGCUAUUUCAGAGGCAUUUGCACCCUGACAGAAAUAGAAGUCUCCUUAAAUUCUCCUUGAAUUAAUUUCACAUUUUUGUAAGAAUGGACUUAAUGGAGCAAUAUAUUGGCGAGCAGCAGCUUCAAGAACCCUUACUUUUGUGUGUGUGUUUAGGCAGGGUUGUUGCUUCAUUUCUCCCCUGGCAGUCUUUGUCUUAUUCUAGACCAGCCGUAAAAGUAAGACCAUAAAAGAUGAUGGGAAGGAGAAGUGCCUCUUCUUUCUCCUUCACGAACACAGUUUGAGAGUGCAGCAGCCACUUCAGUUUGCUUGCCACGUUUUGUGCGCUUGCCAUCUCUCAUUUGCUGUAAUGGUAUUCUCCUUUGAUUAGAUUCCCAGCUCUGCUCUCCUCUGACCCUUUUAUGCAGCAUCAUCCAGGGCAAAUUCAUACAGCAUCACAGAGUUGGAUCUGCACUCAGAGCCUUACAUAUAAGACCAGAAUCCUAAAGCAGUUAAGUAGUGUAGAGUCUUACUGGAAUAUGUUAUUGGUGUUUGAGGCUUCUCUCCAUUAUCUGUCUGGAUAUUUGGCAAUAUGAGGACAUUUGAAUGAAUAAUGAAGGGUUUUAGUCAACAAGAUAUGAUCCUUUUGAGACGUCAUGCCAUUUUAUUAUUUCCACAAGAUUUCAUUUAUGAGACCCUGUCCAAACUGAAGAAAUUUGAUACUGCACCAUGUUAAUUAUAAUCAUUACAAAAUAUUAUUAUGGUCUCAUUUAUGUUAGUAUAAAAGACCAUUAAUACGUGUGUGAAAAUGACAUUUGUUAAUGUUUUAUGAUUUAAUAAAUCAUAAUCUAUACUAUACUACUAUAUUAUUUUAUUAAAUAUGAGGGAAUGCAAUUUGAGCAACAUUUUCUGAAAAGAUAACAAUUUGAUCCUUGUACACUAAUAGUUCUAUGCUGACAGUAGAUUAAAAAACCAGUUCCUCUGAGAUUUCCUGUGGACAAGACAUGGCCAUGUCUGCUGUAUUUAUAGAUCCUGCUUCUGCUGUCAGCAUACAGUUUUGUUAACUGACUGCUUUACGUGGUCUUGUCUCUAGUCUUCUCGCUUCCCAGCAAUCAUGACUCUGCAAAUGAAGGCCAUCAAGAAAGGGGAGAAAUAAAAUGAAGAGUUCAGAAAGAGAGCUGAUGGGGGGGGGGGGUCCAGGCCCUUGCAGAUACCUUCCCUGCUGUUCUCAGCAGAAAGCAAGAUGCAAUUAACAGGAAAAAGACGCCACUGAUUUCUCUCUCCUCUCCCUCUGCCUUCUGUUUAUCUCUCUUCCUCUUUCUCUCUCCGUGACUGCCUAAGGAUCGCUCUACUGCCGCUGUUUCUACUAUAUACCUCUGGUAUAGAAUUAAUAGAUGGAUUUCAUCUUAAAGCAGGAUGUCUUUGCUGCAAAAUGGAGGCCAUGCCUUGGUAGAUUGAUUUAAGAGGAAAUCUGGAUGCCUGGUCAAGCCUGUGGGCUCAGCUGCACCCACUUGGGAGACUUCCGUGAAUAAUGAUUCAUGACCGUCUCACGGUCUAAGAGCAUGGUGCUUGGAGAGUUGUCCCGGGUCUCCAGGCCCUGCUCUCCUCUGGAUCAGGAGAAAGCACUGAAGGCAGGCUGGCUGAAGAGACAGCGGAGUAUCAUGAAAAACUGGCAGCUCCGUUGGUUUGUCUUGAGGACUGAAGCUCUGUAUUUCUACAAGGACCAGGAUGAAACCAAGGCACAGGGUUGUAUUCCUCUUCAGGGCAGUCAGGUCAAUGAGCUGCCUGCCAAUCAGGAUGAGCCUGGUCGCCAUCCUUUUGAAAUUGUUCCAGGGGGCACUGGAGAAAAGGAUCGAACAGGUAUAAGCCACGAAUCAUUCCUGCUGAUGGCCAACUCUCAGAGUGACAUGGAGGAAUGGAUCAGAGCCAUACGUAGAGUCAUAUGGGCUCCACUCGGAGGAGGUGUCUUUGGGCAGCACCUAGAGGAGACAAUGUUGUACGAGGCCCAGUGUGGCCCUCAGCGACUGGUCCCUGUGCUGGUCGAACAGUGUGUGUGUUUCAUACGUGAACAUGGGCUCGAGGAGGAGGGCCUUUUCAGGGCCCCUGGACAGACCAAUCAUGUUCGAGAGCUGCAGGAUGCAUUUGACCGUGGCGAGAAGCCAGUGUUCGACAGUACCACAGAUGUCCACACAGUGGCAUCACUGCUAAAGCUGUACAUACGGGAGCUGCCGGAGCCUAUAAUCCCAUUCUCCAAAUACACACAGUUUCUCUCUUGUGCUCAGCUUCUUACCAAGGAUAAAACAAUGGGUAUCAUAGAGCUAGGCAAACAGGUGAAAUCCCUCCCUCAGGUCAACUACAACCUCCUUAAAUACAUCUGCAAGUUUCUGGAUGAGGUUCAGUCUCACUCCAGUGAGAAUAAGAUGAGUGUUCAGAAUCUGGCCACUGUGUUUGGACCCAAUAUCCUUCGGCCCAGAGUGGAGGAUCCAGUUACCAUGAUGGAGGGAAGUUCACAGGUGCAGUACCUGAUGACUGUGCUGAUCAGUGAACACGCCCGACUUUACCAACAGGAGGAGCCAGAAACUGAGACAGAGAUUCCCCCACAGCAACAGCAGAGUCCUAUCCAACGAUGCAAAGUGGAAUGGCUCUCAGAAGAAGACACUGACCCCCCACUCUCCUCAGGCACUGGCUCCAAAACCCCUAAAGAGAAACCCCAAUCUUCCACCCCUUCUACAGACAGUACAACGACUGCACCAAGCCUUAUUACAAUGUUGGAGAAGGGUGAGGAUGGUCAGAUUGAAGGGAAGGGCAAAAGUAAGAUAGAGGAGAAAGUGGAUGGAAAAGCACAUAGCAAAACUGAAGGGAAAGGUGGAAGUGAAGUAGCUGUUAGCCCGAGUAAACAAUCUAAAGCCCUGCCCUCCUGGAGGUGCUCCUUCAAAGGCAGUGCAACAUCUGGGGGGCCGAGGGGGAAAAUAGGGGGGUCAGCAGGGGAUGUGUCAGCAGCUGGUGGGAGCAACUGGCUGAUGAAUGGCCUGUCGUCCCUCCGAGCUCACAGGCGCACCACCUCAUCAGGUGAAAGACUUAAAGACUCCUCUCUGUCUCUGAAGGAUUCCACCCUUUCCCUUAAAGAGACCACUCUUUCACUUAAGGACUCACAGAGAGACUCUGAUGAAGACUCCCCCCAACCAUCUCUGUCUCACAGAGCCCUCCACCAAUCCCACAGACUGUCUGCCUAUGACAAUGUUGCCCCCUCCAGUCUGAGUCUGCCUGCAGACACCUCCUCUAUCUGGACGUCCUUUGAGAUCUCGUUGGCCGAGCCAGAGCUAAGCGACAAAGCAGAUAAAUUAGGGCAGGGUCAAGAGAGACCCACAGAGGUGAGGGACAAUACAAAUACUCUGGACCACAGUGCAAGUGGCACUGAGAAUGAUCUCCCAGGAACAAAUGAAGGUCUCACCAACAUGCUGACUCAGCUCAAGCAGGAGCUGAAGAAACAGAGGACGAGCUAUGAAACCUGCAUUCGCAAGUUGGAGGAGUCCUGUUCUAAGUACCAGUCCCAGGUAAACCACCUUGAGGAGGAACUGGACCAGGAGAAGAAAAAGUUUCACAUGCUAGAGAUCCGACUCAGGAACUCAGAGAGGGCUCAUCAAGACGCAGAGAACCGAAACAUUCUCCUCCAGCAAGAGAUGGAGGAGUUCUUCAAAACCCUUGGAGAUCUGACCACAGCAGCAACACGGACCAACUAGACCAGACCAACCUGCCUUCAUCUGGUCCAUCAGAGGAGCUUGAUUACUGGGAAGACCAGCCCCAAAGCUUUUAAGACCAAAUACCUCUAGUGCAGUACUACUUGCCAUCGCAUCCUCUUUAGUACAGCCGUCUUGUGCCUACACUGAACAGUGCUGGUGCCAAACAAAAAUUCCUCUGGACCAAGCACCUCUCAUUUUACCAUUUCACAAAAUUCCUUAUUCCUAUUAUACACCAUAGGUUAUGUAGCGGUUUAUUUAUUGUGAAAAGUCCUCUGUAAGAGAGCAGAAAUAGGCUUAUAUAUGAGGUACAGUCUUUCCAUACACACUCUGUUCAUUUCCCCUUAGAACUCGUAUUCUUGAAAGAAAUGUUGACAGUCAAAGAAACAACAAUGUGAGACAUUAAAAUUCAACUCUUUUAUUUGCUGGAGUUGAAGGUAGACAGUUUCCAUUUCUGAUGUAUAUAAUUAGUCUGUUAGUGAGGCAAUUUCAGAUCCAAAGGUCAAAAUUCACACAGCUGGCCUUACCAAAACACACUACAACAGGUUCACUCUUUGCUGUCAAUGUUUGGCCAAACCAUCAGAAGACUGCAGCAUCAUCCCAGUAGUGCUGAAUGGCUUCUCUUUCUUUCCUCUAAAUGUACCUGCACUAAAACCAGAUUUGCUCAGAGAAAACUCAUGCGUAGUCUAUUCUAUCUUUUCUAUUUUUGAGGAGAUGGAGGAGAGGAAAACCACAAAAAGAGGAAGCCACAAUAGUCACUUGAGAUGUGGCCCAGAAAGGGUCAGGACAUGCGUCACAAUCCCCAAAGUACAUUCUGGGAGCUGAUGCUAGGGGUUACUGCCUGGAGUGCCCAUGAAAAGGGCAAAGGGACAGGUUGGGAAUUUGAGCCAUCAAAUACAUCCAAAGGUUAUCAUGGUAGGUAGCAAAUGCCUGUUUCCUGACUCUCAGAAAACAUACAUCUACAGUAAAAUGUACAGAUCAAUCACUGACUAUACUAAUCUAUGAAUUAUAUUGCACAGAAAACAAAAAAAUUAAACAAAAUGCAUAUAAAUAGUACUUCUGAGUGAAAUGUACAUUACAUACAAUAGACGCCUCCUAGCUUGAAAUAAAUAAAUAAAUAACACAAA